AUGAACCCCAGACACGAAAUCGAGAGUUUGCAUUACACUCUCUGUGCAGUUCAUUUUCCAAUAGGCGUCCUACCGCCGCCGACCUGCCCCUCCCGACCCCACCCAGCCAGGCUACCAGGUCAGCGCCACCGACACUGUGCCUCUUCGUCGCCCAGACGAGGAGCGCCUAUACCAGCCCCUGCCCAACCGAGGACCCCGCCGCGCCCGCCGCCCGCGCCGCCCCCGGGCCCCACCAGCCCCGCGGCCAGCCCGGACGACGGCCACAUCUACGCCGCCGCCGUGGCCCCGGUGGCGCGCGCGGCGGCCCGCCCGGCGUCCGCGCACAAUCUACGCCGCGGUGGACGCGUCCCCGCGCCGCGCCGGUCGGACGCGCCUCGCCGCAGCACGCCCCUCCCCGCGCCCUCGAAGCUCGCCGCCCGCGGGUCGGACGAGCGCCCUCGACCUCCCGCCAGCGCACACCUCCACGCCUCUUCUCCCCCGCCCCCAGGAGACAGCGCCGCCCACCUCGCAAGGGGCGGCAGUGGCGCGCCCGCCGCCUUUGCACCCAACAACAUCUACGCUACGAUAGACGGCCCCGCAAGCCCCCGCGGCGCCCGGAGCGAGCCCCCGCCGCCAUUGCCUACGUCACGCUGGGCAGCCGAGUCACGCGAGGUCGCCGCUCGACUUCCGAGACCACCACAAGGACGUCGGUCCGGGCCGCCCGACCGUCAUCCGGACGCCCCAACGAGAGUGCUCCCCUUGGUAUGUAUGACUCAGCCCCUUGGUAUGUAUGACUCAGCCCCUUGGUAUGACUCAGCCCCUUGCCCUCGGUAUGACUUAGCCCCUGGGUAUGACUCAGCCCUUGGUAUGACUCAGCCCUUGGUAUGUAUGACUCAGCCCCGGUAUGACUCAGCCCCUGGUAUGACUCAGCCCCUUGGUAUGACUCAGCCCAUGACUCAGCCCCUUGGUAUGACUCAGCCCCUUGGUAUGACAGCCCCUUGGUAUGACUCAGCCCCUGGUAUGACUCAGCCCCUUGGUAUGACUCAGCCCCUUGGUAUGACUCUGACUCAGCCCCUUGGUAUGACUCAGCCCCGGGUAUGA
Messenger RNA from Penaeus vannamei (Pacific white shrimp), 1080 nucleotides. The record is from RefSeq and is a predicted model, not a curated record. NCBI's taxonomy places the organism in Eukaryota, Metazoa, Arthropoda, Malacostraca, Decapoda, Penaeidae.